CCCACCCCCGAAUGGCAGGCCCCGGGGGUCGGGACGGGGCCGCCCAGGGCCUCUUCCCGGACCAGCUGCACCGGUGCAUCGCAAGGCUGGAGCUGGAGCGGGGGCCCGGGCCCGGCCCCGCCGCAGGUUCUGAUUUCACCUCCAGCUGCUGCCCCGCCACGACCAAUGGUGACUUCCAGCUCGGUUGUCCGGAAGAACUUGAAAAGAACAGUGCUGCCGCCAGGGAUCCCCUCACCCAGAGCGAUCCCCCUGCUCGGACCUCGGUGAGACCACAGACCCCAGCUGUCACCGGCGUCCUCGUCCCAGAGGGGGCCCGGCCCGGUCUGGGUGAAUGUGGGGCCUUGCAGCCUGGGGUGAGUGGUCUGCCUGGGGCAGGGGGCGGCCUCAAAGAGGUGGCUGUCUCAAAUCAGAAGAAGAAGAAGAAAAAGAAGAAGAAGGAGGAGGUGGGGCGACCGCAGCCCCAGCAGCCCCAGCAGUCACGGCAGCCCCAGAAGCCCCAGCAAUCACGGCAGCCGCCCCAGCCGCAUCAGCUGGGUAGUCCUGGGAGACCAGCAAAGCAGCCCAGCCAUGGGGAGCCAAGCUUGGAGACAGCACCCCCUCCACAGUGUCCAGACCCUCAGGUACAGCUGGAGGAGCAGCUGCAGAGGGAGGUGGACUGGUGUGUGGAGCAGCUGGAACUGGGACUGAGGAAUCAGAAAUCGACUCCAAAGCAAACUGAGGACGCCCGGCGCGCGCUGCACAUUCUGCGCAGUGACAAGGCUGUGCUGGCCCGGAAGCGGCAGCUGAUGCGCUCGCUGUUCGGCGACUACCGGGCCAAGAUGGAGGCGGAGCGGAGGCGGCAGCUGCAGCUGAUGCAGGCUGCAACCAAGUCAGCCCGGGUGCUGGCAGUGGACACGGCUGCCCGAAGGAGGAGCGGCCAGGUGUGCCGGCGACGAGGGGAACCCAGCGCCUGGAAACAUCAAGGCCCCGGCCCCAGAUGCCCCAUUGAAAUAUCUGUCUCCACCUCACCGGAUGAGUUUUGUUUCAACUUCUUCUAGUUGGCAGCAUGGACUGUCUACCCGAGGGCUCAGCCCACUGAGCGUUGGGGCGGAGAGGAUCAGGUUCGGAGCCCGGCCCUGCUCAGCCGUGAUCUGACAAGGAACCGCCACAUUGACCAUCGGAUUGACUGCAAGCUUGGAGUCCUGCGAGGGAAGAUCUCCACCCUACAGCCUGGGGCUGGGAGCUGGACUCAUGAAUUCCCUUGCAGCUGCCUCUCUGGGCACUGCCUAUCCCUGUUGUGCCUCAGUUUCCCCAGUGGUGUGUGCCUCUCUCUGGGGGGCUGCUCAGUAAAAGCCACUGUGAGACUUGG
Ornithorhynchus anatinus (platypus) is the source of this 1348-nucleotide messenger RNA. It is a transcript of the gene C2H8orf33, whose product is annotated as chromosome 2 C8orf33 homolog. The coding region runs from base 12 to 1037 and encodes 341 amino acids. The record is from RefSeq and is a predicted model, not a curated record. The transcript has 5 exons. Lineage: Eukaryota; Metazoa; Chordata; Mammalia; Monotremata; Ornithorhynchidae.